Molecule: messenger RNA, 1441 nt
Organism: Anopheles stephensi (Asian malaria mosquito)
Lineage: Eukaryota; Metazoa; Arthropoda; Insecta; Diptera; Culicidae
Exons: 3
Coding region: 713-1312 (199 amino acids)
Source: RefSeq, a predicted model, not a curated record
AUCAUUUCUAGUUGGUCCCACCAUGUACACUAGAGUGUGCUCCCUUGUUCCCUGUUCCAAAGUAGGCGCAUCGGCAUCGUCUUUCGGAAAGAGGUCGCCAUGAAUUAAGUGAAGCCUCCAAUAGCAACGCAAAACUAAAAACCAGUUUCGCCUCCCCGGUAUCGCGAUGCGUACGUUGACUUAGAACCACCCAAUCGGCUUCGGCAACGGUGACGUAAGCUGUCCAACGAGUCCGCCACUCGGACGAGUCUCGGCGAAGGUCGUCGUGCGCGUCCGCGAGGUUUUGCGCCCUUGUGUGUGAAGCCUCGCGGCAUGCGUUGCCUUCCGUUCGGCCCUCGCGCUCUCCCGCCCCUUCCAACGCCAAUCCGUCGGAUCAAGACAGGUUAGGUGGCAGUAGGGGUUUCCCACCCGAGAACUCCCUGUUCGAGGCCUGUUUUGGCACUAUCAAUGCGCGCUCGUGCUCUCGGGCUUCUCUCUCUCUCUCUCUCUCUCUCUCUCUCGCUCUUUUGUCUAUCGCUCCGCGUGCGUUGCUCUGGUCGGCGUACGAUCACGAUCUUGUUACGCUCGAAGCCUGCAGAACGGACGGUUGUGCGACUUAGUUUCUUACGUGAAGCCGGUCUAGUAAGGAUUGCGGUGACCUUACAGCGGAACAUCGACCGAACCACACCAGUUGUGUCACAACCACUGUUUGUCUGCCGGAAGAGUGCUAGCGAUGAUACGAUCGGAACGCAUUUUCGACACCAUCGCCAUCGUGGUCUGCUUUGGGUUGCUUAUCGCAAGGUGCUGCUCUCUGCCCGCCACUGAUAUUGCACCGAAGCUGCACAACGCCCAGCAAAACAGGACGGAACUGUUUGCGUACCCCGCCGAACAGUCGGCCGUCGAAUCGAAGCAAAACGCACGGAACCGUACGCCCAUCUACAUACCGAAGCAAUGUGCAGAGAACGAGAUCCUCUAUCCGGGUGACCACGAGAACGAUUGGGUUUGUGAUUGUAAGCCAACGUACGUGUACCAUCCGCAAACGCAACAGUGCUACCAAAUGUACACCAAAGGAUACUGUCCGGCCGGCAAUGUAAUUUACAUCGAGCCGAAAGGAAAAACCCCGGUCUGCCUGCCGAACCAGUGUCCGGACGGGACGGUGCGCUUUAUGAACGUGUGUGCCGUGCUCAACAAAGAGCACGCGCUGUGCCAUCUGGCCAACCUUAGGAUGGUGGUGGGAAUUAACGAAGAUACGCACGAACUGGAGUGUGUGAACAUUUCCGAUGUAGCGUUCAAUCGGACCUUGAUCAACAACAGCAACAAUACGCGGGAGUAGCGCGUGUGUUUUUGUGUCUGUGGUGUGGGCGCCCGGUCGGCCCGGUUAGCCCGUUUUUGGAGAGAAAUAUUUGCCAAUAAAAUAUGCAUUUGAGCCAAGUGAUUGAACGUAACGCCGCACGUCGUAACA